Molecule: messenger RNA, 960 nt
Organism: Ornithodoros turicata
Lineage: Eukaryota; Metazoa; Arthropoda; Arachnida; Ixodida; Argasidae
Exons: 1
Coding region: 1-960 (319 amino acids)
Source: RefSeq, a predicted model, not a curated record
AUGCGAGCUAAGGUUCUCCUGCUGAGCAGUUGCGUACUCUGCCUGUCGCUUCGCAACAGUGGUGACCCGAACGUUCGAUCCACCAGAAUUUUGCACCACGGCGACAACCCAUCUGCCGCUCCGCCCGUCGCUCAUGUUCCUAGUGCCGCUGCGGUAAAGCUGCCUCCUUAUUGGAAUCGUAACCCCGCUACCUGGUUUGCACAGGCCGAAGCCCAAUUUCACUUGUCCGAGGUGACCUCUCAACUUACCAAGUUUUAUCACGUCGUGUCGGCGUUGUCACCUGCAGCCGCCGACGAGGUUUACGACGUCAUUACUACUACUCCCCCGGACAACCCCUACGAUAGUCUCAAAUCCGCUCUUCGCACCAGGACGACCACCUCCGCGCGCUCGCGUCAGCAGCAGCUUCUCUCUGCUGAAGAGCUCGGCGACACACGGCCUACCCAACUACUUCGUCGGAUGAAACAGCUUCUCAGCAACAGCACACCAACCGCUGGCGGCGAUUUCCUUCGAGAGUUGUUCCUACAGAGGCUUCCCCGUAACGUACAAAUGAUUUUGGCCACCGCGUCAACUCUCGCCAUCGACGAGCUCGCUGCUCUUGCUGACGCGGUCAUGGAAGUCGCUACUCCGACACCCGUAGACGUUAACGCUGUCCAUACCCCUCAGGCAGCUCAUAUCGAUCGCCUCGCUGUGCUUGAGCGGUCGCCUCGACCCGUGUCUGUGGACGACCUUGCCCAGCAGGUCAGCAGCCUCACUCAACUCGUAGCGACCCUUGCCACCCGCAGUCGUUCGCCUAGCCCAGUCCGUUCCCGUUCAAGACCAAGUUCUCGUUCCGCUCGUCGUCCUCGAUCCGGAAGUGCGCAGUCAGACGGCCUUUGCUGGUACCGCCGCUGGUUUGGAGCAGACGCACACCACUGUUUGCUGCCUUGCACUUGGACGGGAAACCCACCGGCCAACCACUAG